Xenia sp. Carnegie-2017 is the source of this 1194-nucleotide messenger RNA. Its product is annotated as ras-like GTP-binding protein RHO. Bases 147 to 725 code for a protein of 192 amino acids. The transcript has 2 exons. NCBI's taxonomy places the organism in Eukaryota, Metazoa, Cnidaria, Anthozoa, Malacalcyonacea, Xeniidae. The record is from RefSeq and is a predicted model, not a curated record. Gene Ontology annotation, molecular function: GTP binding; GTPase activity. Gene Ontology annotation, biological process: cell migration; small GTPase-mediated signal transduction.
CGUUGAAUUUUAAUAAGCCUCUACAACCUUACACGAAGGUGUGGUUUAUCUGUCUGAACAGACGAACUAAAAAGAAUCUUGGAAUAUUUAGCAUCUACUGGAUAUUUUUCGUUUCUUCGAUCUUCCUUCGUUUAGGGAAUAACAAGAUGGCUGCAAUAAGAAAAAAGUUGGUAAUAGUGGGAGAUGGUGCUUGUGGUAAAACAUGUUUGCUCAUUGUGUUCUCCAAGGACCAAUUCCCUGAGGUAUAUGUGCCAACUGUGUUUGAGAAUUAUGUUGCCGACAUCGAAGUUGAUGGCAAGACUGUAGAGCUGGCUUUGUGGGAUACAGCUGGACAAGAAGAUUAUGAUCGCCUUCGUCCACUGUCGUACCCCGAUACAGAUGUUAUCCUCAUGUGUUUUUCCAUAGAUAGUCCUGAUAGUUUAGAAAAUAUUCCAGAAAAAUGGACUCCCGAAGUGAAACACUUUUGCCCCAAUGUGCCCAUAAUUUUAGUUGGUAACAAGAAAGAUCUUCGUAAUGACGAGGGUACCAAACGUGAGCUCGCAAAGAUGAAACAGGAGCCGGUGAAAAGUGAUGAUGGCCGAAAUAUGGCAGAACGCAUUAAUGCAUUUGCGUACCUAGAGUGCUCUGCCAAAACCAAGGAUGGCGUUCGGGAAGUGUUUGAGACCGCAACCCGGGCAGCUCUUCAAGUAAAAAAGAAGAAGAGAAAGGGUUGUAUGAUCCUCUGAGCAAAUGCUCAACACUAUUAAAGGACAAUCGGACACUCUACUUCCUUGAUACUUUUUCCAUCUUACAGAUUUCUGUGAACACAAUUGAAAUGUGUCGCAUCACUUAUAAUGAGCGUGGUGUCUUUUUGUACAAAUUUAAUGAGUUAAUUACAUGAGUAUUUGUUUAUAGGCGACUGCAAUCUCCGGUGUUGUUGUUGUUGUGUUGAUUUAGGCAUUCAUUAAAACAUGACAGCUUCAGUAUGGUUGGUAGAAAUCUGGCAAAUAUGAUUGUUUUUGACACAUUUAGCUGAAAUCAUAUUUUUCAUGAACUUUGUCGCUAUAAUUUAUCAAAUCUUUGGGAUUUUUAAUGCUGAUUGUCACGUGUAGUUAGUGCAAUAGGUUUCAUAUGAUUAAGUGUUGUAUUAUCAAAAGUAUUUACUUGAUGUCAUAAUUUUUCAUGGCACAAUUAAAAAUAUAUUUCAUUCAAACA